This is a messenger RNA of Perkinsus marinus ATCC 50983, 1640 nucleotides long. RefSeq lists its product as hypothetical. The transcript is spliced from 5 exons. The record is from RefSeq and is a predicted model, not a curated record. NCBI's taxonomy places the organism in Eukaryota, Perkinsozoa, Perkinsida, Perkinsidae. The coding region runs from base 54 to 1628 and encodes 524 amino acids.
AGCUAUAUGAGAUAUUUACAUGUCCAUUUAAUACAUCCCUUCUACUCCUCAAAAUGUCUUACCCACGAACAUCUCAAUACGUGAUAUCACGAUAUAGACUGCUGCUGGCCCUAUUCACCCUCAUACCAGUGGCCAUCUGCCUUAUACCUAUGUAUGUAGCACCACGAGGAGCCUGGUAUAUACCUCAUAUGAUUUUGGGGCCUAUCUGGGCGGCAGUUGCGGCGGACUUCAACUACAAGUCGUGUAGAGACUUCACUAGGAAGGCCGUGGCUGGGAUAUGGAUUGGAGCUACUACAGGAGUCCUUGUCCAUUACCUCGUAUCCCUCAUGAGUGGUACUGUUGAUAAACCUGAUGAGUAUCCAAGGUUAUGGGCAGUAUUCCUGCAAUUGCCAUUCACAUUUAUUUUCUGUUUGGCACGUUCGACAUCAGGAUGCAAGUUGGAUGAUGUAUUCUAUGGUCAGCACGCCCUGAUUGUAUCCUCUAUACCCACUGAGUUCUUUACUAUCAGUGCCUAUGGUGAGGCUGUUGUCUAUGCUGUAUCUGGUACUGUAGGCAUAUUAGUCACCUUCACACUCAUAGCAGUGAUGAACCUACUACACUGGUUACCAAAACCAGGCCUCCCACCUCAUGAAAUGUUCAGCUAUAGAGCUGCAGAUUUCUAUGAUGUCCUAGCAACCCAUGCUAACUCUGGUAGGAAGGAACAUAGGAUUGUUGAAUCUACCUGCGAGGACUUCUUGGAAGCUUGUAUGGGUAUAACUGGAGGUGCGUGUCCCAAGGAGCUCUAUGGUCCUGCCUGGCAGAUGGCAGGCUUCCUUCUAGCCCUUCGACAGGUCGGUUUACGUGGCUGCUAUUCUGACUUCAUUAUGGAGCACUAUUGGGAUCCACUAACAAGUGAGGUACUCAGACUACGUUCAGAUGUGGGGGUGGUACUACGUAAUGUUUUUGACCCUCGUGCGGAGCAAGUAGUUGUGGAUACCAACCUCUCUGCGAGGGCUUCACGUGUGGAGUCUAAGCUAUUGCGGGUGGAUAAUAAAGCCGAACAAGGAUAUAUGAAGGGAGACUUCGUACCACCGAAGAGCUCCGAGUUCAUGAGAUUCCAGUUCAUGAUAGGCUCUAUCAUGUUCUUUGCUAAAAGGGCAGAGGAGUUCAAAGAAGCAGUCCUGAAAGUCCGACACGGCAAGCUCAACAGGAGUGGGGAGGUCCGUGGUAUCCGUAAGAUUUUCGCGGAUUUUAUUAACUUCUGGAAGGUAUGGUGGAAGAAACCUUUCUUCAAUAGGACGGCUGAAGAGCGAAGCAUUCAACCGCAACUGAUGUUCGGUAUUCGCUUUACUGCCGCUAUCGUUGUUGCAUCGAUUGUCUUAAUCAUUGAAUCAGCACGAGAUGAGAGAUGGAGUAAAGAAUGGAGGAAACCGAAUCCAGGGAUGCUGCAGGCUGCCAUGCAAUGGGCCGGUGCUUCUCGGCUGGGUACCUUGAUGGUUGGGGACAUGCAAUCCGAUAAGGACGCUGCCGAAGGUGCUGGUGUAAUCUUCCGCUGGGCUCCUGAGUUCUUCAUAAAGGGUAUCGAGCUCCCGCAAAUUGCUGAUGUGGGAACUAUAGUCGAUGAGAAGUUCUCAUCGGCAAGCCUCUGAAAAUGCCUUUGU